ACUUGUAUAAAUUUCUUUGAUCCGUCUGUCUUUGCUUUGCUCCACAUACGAAAUACAAAAAAGCAAAGGCAGGAAUGGCGAAACGGUUGAUGCCAACAUUGAACAGGGUUUUAAUAGAGAAAAUAACAGCUCCUGCUAAAACUAAUGCUGGUAUUUUGCUCCCCGAAAAGUCCUCCAAGCUGAAUUCCGGCAAAGUGGUGGCUGUUGGGCCAGGACUGCAUGAUAAAUCAGGAAACCUGAUUCCCACUGCUGUUAAGGAAGGUGACACUGUCUUGUUGCCCGAGUAUGGUGGCACUCAAGUCAAAUUGGGAGAGAAAGAGUUUCAUUUGUACCGGGAUGAAGACAUUUUGGGGACACUCCACGAUUGAGGAUUGAUAUAUUUGAGUUUGUUUACUCAUCGCGGUUAAUUUAAGCGGGAAUGAUGGGGUUGGGGGGUUAGUUUCAAGGAUGUUUUUGGUUAAGUAUUCGAAGUUGACAAUUGUGUUUUAUAUCUAAUGCAAUGAUAGUUGAAUAACCUUUGCAGUUCUCUACUUUUUAGUACUGAGUUCUUGACUUGGAAAACUUUUGUAUUUGUGCAAUUGAGGGGAUUGUGGUUGACUCAUUAUGUUUUAUGGCAAAUGUUAAGGGCGAUCAAAUUCAGAAUGAUGACAAUAUUCUGCUUUUUGCUUCUGAUUCCAGCUCUUAAGAUUUUUGUCUAGUGAGGGAAUUCUCAUAAACAUAUGGUUGCACCUUUA
Molecule: messenger RNA, 734 nt
Organism: Lycium barbarum (goji berry)
Lineage: Eukaryota; Viridiplantae; Streptophyta; Magnoliopsida; Solanales; Solanaceae
Product: 10 kDa chaperonin, mitochondrial-like
Exons: 3
Coding region: 75-368 (97 amino acids)
Cellular component (GO): mitochondrial matrix
Molecular function (GO): metal ion binding; protein folding chaperone; protein-folding chaperone binding
Source: RefSeq, a predicted model, not a curated record